This is a messenger RNA of Malania oleifera, 2047 nucleotides long. Its product is annotated as protein indeterminate-domain 16-like. NCBI's taxonomy places the organism in Eukaryota, Viridiplantae, Streptophyta, Magnoliopsida, Santalales, Ximeniaceae. The record is from RefSeq and is a predicted model, not a curated record. Gene Ontology annotation, molecular function: DNA-binding transcription factor activity. The transcript is spliced from 3 exons. Bases 472 to 1842 code for a protein of 456 amino acids. Gene Ontology annotation, cellular component: nucleus.
UCUCUCUCUGGUUGAGAAGAAGUUUAUAAGGGGGGGUGGGGUGGGGGGUGGGGGUAUGAGAAGGGGGGACUCCACAACAACAGCUCUAUUAAUGAAGAUGAGGUUCGAAGUUAGAAAGAAAGGAAGAAAGUUGAUAGAAAAGCUGAAAGUUUAAAGCUAAAGAAAGCUGAUAACCGAAAGGAACUCCUUUUUCCUCCUCAUGUUCUCCCCUGUAUCAUAUCCUCCCCACCCCAUCCAUCUCCCAAUUAAUCUCUCUUCCUGAUCCAUCAUCACCACCUAUCAAUACUAUUAAACAUUAAAGACACAGAGAGAGAGAGAGAGAGAGAGAGAGAGAGAGAGAGAGAGAGAGAGGCCCAUCACUAAGAUCAUCGCCAAUUGCACGGUGAAAGCUAGAUCCAGAGAGAGAGAGAGAGAGGGAGAUUGCUUGGGCGCUAAGCACUUGUGAAGAAAAGUUCAAAUAUCGAUUCACCCAUGUUGGGAAAUAACACCUCUUCCGCAGUACUCCCUCCCUCCGAGCCAUUUGCUUGCUUGGAAUCUGGAAAUAAUAGCAAGAGGAAGAGAAGACCCGCAGGAACUCCAGAUCCAGAUGCAGAAGUGGUGUCACUGUCGCCGAAGACGCUUCUGGAAUCGGAUCGAUACGUGUGCGAGAUAUGCAACCAGGGGUUCCAGAGAGAUCAAAACCUGCAGAUGCACCGGCGGCGCCACAAGGUGCCGUGGAAGCUCCUGAAGAGGGAGACGGCGGUGGUGAAGAAGCGGGUGUUCGUGUGCCCCGAACCCACCUGCUUGCACCACCAUCCUUCCCACGCCCUCGGCGAUCUCGUCGGCAUCAAGAAACACUUCCGCCGUAAACACAGCAACCACAAGCAGUGGGUCUGCCACAAAUGCUCCAAAGCCUAUGCCGUCCAAUCUGAUUACAAAGCCCAUCUCAAAACCUGCGGUACCCGCGGCCACUCUUGCGACUGUGGCCGCGUUUUCUCCAGAGUGGAGAGUUUCAUAGAACACCAAGAUGCCUGCAACAUGGGACGUCUCCGUCCGGAAUCGGAGACUCUGUCUCGGACGGCGUCGAGCCCGAGCCCGUCCAGCGACACCAAUUUGAUGCCGUGGCCGCCUGCAGCAGCUCUGCUCAUCAUGCCCAAGCCAACCCAAUUCGCAGAUAAGAACUCCACAAAGAAUACUAACAAUUCCACACAUCACUACCAUAAUUUGGAGCUUCAGCUGUUGACUAGCAGUACUGCUACCACAGCAUCAAUAAACGCUACUACUACUCCCAGCUUGGUCCCGAAAGAGGUCGACGAUAAUGGAUCGACCCAGUUGCAGCUCUCGAUCGGGUUGCGCGACAAAAACAAGAAGGAUUCCGACACAAAUAGCAGGAGCAUUGCUAAUGAAAGGGAAGUAUUGGGGGGCGGAGCGGCGGCGACGGCGGCGUCGAGGCUGAUUAAGGAACAAACGCGGGAGGAGUUGGAAGUUGCGAUGGCGGAGAAGGCGUACGCAGAAGAGGCGAGACAGGCGGCGAGGCGGCAGAUACAAAUGGCAGAGCAGGAGUUCAACAACGCCAAGAGAAUAAGGCAGCAGGCGCAGGCGGAGCUGGACAAGGCCAAGGCGCUGAAAGAGCACGCCGCCAGGCAAAUCAAUUCCGCCAUUCUCCAUAUCACUUGCCACGCUUGCAAGCACCACUUCCACGCCGCGGCUGCUGCUGCGGCGGCGGCGGCGCAGCCCGAUGAGAACUCCCUCGUGUUGAGUUACAACAACGUGUCAUCUGCAAUAACGGACGGCGAAGUAGAGAACGAUAAUGCGACUGAUCGUGAUCACGCUAAAACGUCCACUAACCAAUACACUUCAUGAGAUCAUAUCAUUGAGAUUCAUCUCUAGCUAGAUGCUUUAUUUAUUUGGUUUUUUAAUUUUUAAUUGCUACCCUUUUUCUUUCUUUGUUUUGUUUUUGAUUACUUAACCUUCUGGCUCUAUAUUUGUAUUAAUUAAAUGAUAUGGGAAGUGCGUGUUGCAUGUGAUCUCCAGCAUGUUAAUGAAGGAACUUUGUAUGGCUUGGCUC